UUUAGGGUUAAAACCUCAUGCCCAAGGUAUUCAAUUGACCUUUGCUCAAUAACUAGGUUUAACAAAGAAGAGUUUUCAAACUCGAGGCCACUGUAUUUGAAUUACCAAAUAUCAUUUAUGUUAUUAAAAAAGGAGACAUAAUAACCAUAUACUAUGAAAAGCAGUAGAAGUAUCAUUGCUUCCCUAACAUGCCUCUCAUUUAAAGCGACUGAGUGCAUUUUUGUUUCUCGAAUAAAAGAAAUAAAAAACCCUCUAUCGCUAGGAUAUUUACAUCAUUAUCAUUAUUAAAAUUAUUAUUAUUUUAAUCGUCAUUGUUGUUGUUCUUCUUCUUGUCGUUCUUGUUCCUUUUAUUCUCUCCCUGACUUCACGCUCCUCUUAGUUUUGUAAGGGAGAAAAUAUACGUGAGUUCAAAAAUUUACGUUAUAAAUUCUUAUAUUCCAUUUUUUAAAGCUUUUAAUAUUAAUUCUUGUCUUUAAUUUAACUCCCCUUGAUAUAUUACGCAACGUAUACAAAAAAAGUCCCUUGGAUCAAGGCCAACAAAUCCAAAAUAGUCAACCACCUACCCACAAAAAGUAUUAUUUCCUAUCUAUUGUUGAAGAUAAAAGGUGUAAAUAAAAGCAAGAUAUGGUAUUCGGGUGGGGCAAGUGAUGAGUCAUUAGUGGUAAAUUCCAUCGCGUAAUGGGGGAUUCCCCCUGAAGUCACUGUCCGUGUCUAAAGCGGCUAGAGGGAUCGUAGCAAAUCAUUUCACGAAAAGACCUUGCCCGAGAAGGAACUUUUUAAAAACGGCUCUACUGUCGGCUCUACCUUAUCGGGGAUUUCAAUUUGUGGUGUUGUUCAAAUGCAGAUUGUGUAUACUUUAUACUACAGGUUCUAUUUUUCAAGAGUGAGCUAAUCGUAAACUUAUCAUUUGGAACACGGAUAAUUAAGCAUGCGGGAAAUAACGACGCCCAUCGGGCUUAUUGUUAUGCUAUGGUGUUCGCAAUCUAGAGCAGGAUCAAAUGAUCAAUGCCUGGGCAAGUGUGACCCGUACGAAAACUACGAUUGCAACCCAUUCUUUGGGAUUUGUGAGCCCUGUGUAUCGGAAGAUGACUCGCCAAAGUGUAAAGAAUAUUUCGACAGCAUGAGAAAGGAACCAACAAAAAGUACACCGCAAGAACCUACCGAAACCACUACGCAACAAAUCAACGAUACAGUCCUCCCAGAGCUCAUGGCCGUAACGGAAUCGAAUCCUGACGAGACAGCGGAGAUCCGUGACGGGGGACGAAACCAUCUGGGUCAAAAUGAACGGGGACGAAACCAUCUUGACCAAAAAGACCAGCAAAUUGAUCUCAAAAAAGAUGGAGGCGGCAAGGAGGAAAAACAUACUAAUGUCAUCAUCAUAGUAGCCACUGCUUGCAUGGUAACACUCUGCGUAGUAGGCACUGUCUUCCGAUUGCAUCGUCGGUACCGUUCACCUCCUGGACGAGGCACGACAACUGUGAUGGAGUCUGGCGAGAACGAACUACUGGAUGUAGUCGUCCAUCCAAUAAAUGGAGCAGAACCCGAGGAAGAGACGACCCUGUAAAGAUAUCUGUCUUCCUCUCUGUUCCUUACUCUGACAGUAUAGGUCUAAAUUCUACAUGCUACAUUUCCCCAAAGAUAUGCAAGACAGUAUUUAAGUGUAUAUAGAAACAGUAUAAACAGUAAAUCGUUCAACUGCUAUUUUUUUUUUUUACAAAUAAUGCAGGAGCAUUUAGUUCAGUUAUAACUGAUAACACAUUGCUGGUAAUUUUACUUUGAAUUCAAGAUUGUAUAUCUAUAUGAUGUUUAUUAUGUUGGGGAAUUAUCCAGUGAUGGUUCUAAAGUAUGUGGGAGCACAGGGUGCACCCCCUUUGCCAAAUUCGGAUUGUAUUUGAUACUUGCUGUGCUCAGCCCCCCUUCUCACAUUUCAAUUCAAAAUGUCCCUCGCUUAGAUGAGAACUUCAAAUUUGCUAGUCUGACAUUUUUAAAGCAAAUUACUUGCCCCCUCCCCCUCCCCAGAGUCAGGGAAUCUUGGAUCCGCCACUGAUAACACAAUUGGUUAAUUUUCUAACUAGCUCUGCUAACCAAAAUACUGUUGAAGCUACUGCAAGACUUACUGUUGUUAUAUUCAGUAUUCACUAAACGCUCCACUUGCUCCUUUUAUUUGCUCAAACAGUAGGCCUACGCUAUUCUCACCAGCUACGAUAGGCUCUCACCAUGGCCAUUCCAGGCACAACGGUUCCUUAUAAUAUAGAAAAUAAAUAAUUGUACAAAGUAAUACUUACACCGGACUGCCUGCAAGAGUCGCUUCGACAUAGCAACCAGAACAUUUCAAUAUCGGAUAAACCCACACUGCUAUGAUUUUAAUAGGUCGAACAUAGAACUAAACGACAACCGUUCAUUAUUUCGCGGUAUCCUAGUAACCACGUGACCAAUGGAUGAGUCAUAAUGGGAGAUUAAUAUCUUUGAAUCAAAAAUUCAUGGAUCGAUGAUCACUCGAAAUAUGACAGUCACGUGAUACUUCUUUUGUCCAUAUUGUACGAUCUGAUCAUGAUAUUUUUCGUGCGUCUGGCACUAAUUUAGAGUGUAGUCUUAUUAGUGCCUAUACACAGACUGCUAUAAAUAACUUUCGAAUUUGGUAAAGUGUAGACGUAAAUAGGUUUAAAACUUGUUUUUAGGAUACAGGGAGUACAGGGAAUAUUUUUAUUCGAUUUGAUUUAAUGUUUAUUUAUUUCGAAUGUUCCAUACAUAUCAUCAUCGCUGGUUUAUAAAGACUCAUGAAUUUUGAUGUAUGUUUUUUUACUUGAAUAUAUUAUUUAUAUAUCUGUAUAUAUAUU
Strongylocentrotus purpuratus (purple sea urchin) is the source of this 2837-nucleotide messenger RNA. RefSeq lists its product as uncharacterized. The transcript is spliced from 4 exons. Lineage: Eukaryota; Metazoa; Echinodermata; Echinoidea; Camarodonta; Strongylocentrotidae. Bases 929 to 1564 code for a protein of 211 amino acids. The record is from RefSeq and is a predicted model, not a curated record.